UCUAUCCCUGUUGGUUGAUCUGUCUGGAUUUUGAGAAUCAUUUCGUCUCCAUCACAUACGAACACAACACGCAUCGUGUUAUUUUGAACCUUUCACGACUUACGACAUUGUACCUCACGUUCCUUUUCAACGAUUACGAGUCAGCCCGACAUAGAGACACCACACAUCCGGGAAGAAAAUCGCGCGACAGCAACGACUUGAUUUUGCUCUGUCACCUAAUCACAGUCAUAUACCAUCGAGAGAAAGGAAAUAGCCAUUAGAGUACUGCAACUAUGCGCAUCUUCUCCUCAUCACACGAGUUCGACUAUUCUUGGGACGAAGUCAGCACAGCCAACUGGCGUAAAUACUGUCCGUGGAACGACAAAUCAACCCACGUUAUCGCCGUCGACACUCUCUCACGGAAUGUCGAUCCUUCCACUGGCAUCCUACGCACCGAGAGACUCAUCACCUGCAAACAGUCCGCACCUCAGUGGCUGCGCAGCUUCCUCGGCAGCCAGGACACCAGCAUGGUCUACGAGGUCUCCUACGUCGACCCCCGCGCCCAGAAAGUCGUCAUGUGCAGUCAGAAUCUGACAUGGAGCGAGCUCAUCAGUGUACAAGAGACGGUCGUCUACAGACCUGCUCCCACACCCCGGCAUACGAUUUUCGAACAGCAGGCCAAGAUCGUCGCCCUCUGCGGCGGAUGGCAGAAGAUCAAGAGCACCAUUGAGGAGUUCACCGUCGAUCGCUUUGGGCAAAAUGCGGCAAAGGGAAGAGAAGGGUUCGAGCGAGUCUUGGCUAUCAGCCGGGAAGUGUUUGCCGAGGAGCGCCGCAGGCAACAGGCUGGCCGGAUGGCUGCCGCUGCUUGAGUCGGAUGAUAGAAGCAGGGGGAAUUCAAGGCUGUGAUCACUAAAAAGGAUGGUUUGGGAUUGAUUUUUGAAGGAAUCUGUUUUAUUGUGAAGAUUUGAAAGUUCAGCAUGGCGUUUCGGCGAAAGUUACAAAACUUUAUUUGCACAUAUUCGAGGCACAGCAAGGGAACAGGCUUCUGGGAAAAAGAGACGACAUAUAGAUUUGGCAUUCUGAUACCCGCGGACUGAUUGGCGCGUUCGCAUAGAUUCGAAAUUAGAUCUCUACUUCGUUUUUGGCAGUUAGUGAACAAGCUCUCGACUUCAACUUGGGUGUCAGAUGCUUACAACUACCGAGGUUGUCUGGAUCGAGGAUCUUGUACCAUAUCCAGAGUGCAUGUUGAUGACGGUAACAUUGUAGUAUCUCCUCGUCUCGAUCUUUGAGGUCUGACUCCACCGCAUAUUACGCCACUCGCUCCGGAAUGACCAAAUUGAACAGACGAUCGCUAGAGACUU
Molecule: messenger RNA, 1340 nt
Organism: Dissoconium aciculare CBS 342.82
Lineage: Eukaryota; Fungi; Ascomycota; Dothideomycetes; Mycosphaerellales; Dissoconiaceae
Product: MSF1-domain-containing protein
Exons: 1
Coding region: 273-848 (191 amino acids)
Biological process (GO): phospholipid transport
Cellular component (GO): mitochondrial intermembrane space
Molecular function (GO): phosphatidic acid transfer activity
Source: RefSeq, a predicted model, not a curated record